Kogia breviceps (pygmy sperm whale) is the source of this 693-nucleotide messenger RNA. It is a transcript of the gene MRPL27, whose product is annotated as mitochondrial ribosomal protein L27. Gene Ontology annotation, molecular function: structural constituent of ribosome. Gene Ontology annotation, cellular component: ribosome; mitochondrial large ribosomal subunit. The record is from RefSeq and is a predicted model, not a curated record. Gene Ontology annotation, biological process: translation. Lineage: Eukaryota; Metazoa; Chordata; Mammalia; Artiodactyla; Physeteridae.
AGCGGAAGCAGAUUUCUCAGACCGGAAGCGAGUGUAAGGCCAACAUGGCGUUAGCGGUGUUGUCGCUGCGGACGCGGACAGCUGUUACAGCCCUGCUGAGCCCCCCUCAGGCUACAGCUCUUGCCGUCAGAUAUGCAUCCAAAAAGACAGGUGGCAGCUCUAAGAACCUCGGUGGGAAGUCACCAGGCAAACGCUUUGGCAUCAAGAAAAUGGAGGGUCACUAUGUUCAUGCUGGCAACAUCCUUGCGACUCAGCGCCACUUCCGCUGGCACCCAGGUGCCCAUGUGGGGCUGGGGAAGAAGAAGUACCUGUAUGCUCUGGAGGAGGGGAUAGUCCGCUACACUAAGGAGGUCUACGUGCCCAGUCCCAGCAACUCGGAGGCUGUGGAUCUGGUCACCAGGCUGCCCGAGGGGGCUGUGCUCUACAAGACUUUCGUCCACGUGGUUCCUGCCAAGCCUGAGGGCACCUUCAAACUGGUUGCUAUGCUUUGACCUCCUGGUUGAGGCCUUUGGACAGAGACUGGAGCCCAGGUGACAGGAGAGGGUGGUACCAGACGUCAUCAAGGGUUGGAGUGACGACAAGGCCUCCCAAGGAAGAAGUCUGCUUGGUGGUGACUGCAGGAGACUGUGGAGUGACUGGCUGAGAAGCCCUUUGGGAGACCUGACCUGGGGCCAAAAAUAAAGUUAGCUGGAG